GCUCAGCCGAGAGUGGGCGUGUUUAAGGCAACAGCGUGGGUUCGCCUAUGUGACACAAUUAUACCAAUUUUAAUCUGGUGGCAAAUAGAAGUUUGACAUUAUUUGAAGUAAUUCCUCGCUGUAAUAGUGUUCGAGUGACCAUUCAUGCAUGAAACGUUUAUUUUCUCCAUCACACUCGUGAUUUUUCAGAAUGUGAGAAGGAGGGUCAACUGGAAGAUAACUCAUUUCCCGCAAGGAUAUACGUCCGAAUUUUAGCAGAAAGUUACGAAAUUAUAGCGGGUUUUUUUUGGACCUCGUGGAUUUCACGCUUCGUUUCCACGGUGCAAUCCCAUGCAAUCGUGCCGAGUGUCGCUCGCCGUAGCUGCUUGCGCUGCUGCUCGAAGCCUCGGUGCUACUGGUGAUGAGGAAAAGAAAAUGGCGGCGGGAAAAGCGAGUGAGACCGAGGAGGACUUUCCUAGGCUGACCGCGCAGGAGAGAGACCGUUUAGCUGGAAUUGACAGCUCACUGUUUGGAUUUCUGAGGCUUCAUGAAGAUGGCGCCAGAACGAAGGCCUUGCUUUUAAAGGCUGUACGUUGCUAUGAAUCUCUGAUCCUGAAAGCUGAAGGAAAAGUCGACCCCGAGUUAUUUUGCCAGCUGGGUCACUUUAAUCUUCUACUGGAGGAUUACCCAAAAGCAUUAUCAGCAUACCAGAGAUACCACAGUUUACAGUCAGACUACUGGAAGAAUGCUGCCUUUUUAUAUGGCCUUGGUAUGGUGUACUUCCAUUACAGUGCUUUUCAGUGGGGGAUUAAAGUAUUUCAGGAGGUGCUGUACGUUGAUCCCAGCUUCUCACGAGCCAAGGAGAUUCACCUGCGCCUUGGGUUAAUGUUUAAGGUGAACACAGACUAUGAUUCAAGCUUAAAGCACUUUCAGCUGGCUUUGAUUGACUCAAACCACUGCACAUUGUCCAAGGCUGAAAUUCAGUUCCACAUUGCUCAUUUGUAUGAAAUACAGAAAAGAUACCGUGCAGCAAAGGAGGCUUAUGAAAGUCUCUUGCAGACAGAGAAUCUCCCUACCCAGGUGAAAGCAGCUACUUUACAACAGCUUGGCUGGAUGCAUCAUACUGUGGAGCAGCUGGGAGACCGAGCCAAUAAAGACAGUUACGCUAUACAAUGUCUGCAGAAAUCUCUCGAAGCUGACCCCAACUCUGGCCAGUCCUGGUAUUUUCUUGGAAGGUGCUACUCAAGUAUUGGGAAAGUGCAGGAUGCAUUCAUUUCUUACAGGCAGUCCAUAGACAAAUCUGAGGCCAGUGCAGAUACUUGGUGCUCCAUAGGGGUGCUGUAUCAGCAGCAGAAUCAGCCCAUGGAUGCUCUUCAGGCAUACAUCUGUGCUGUUCAGUUGGACCACAGUCAUGCUGCAGCCUGGAUGGACCUGGGCACGCUCUACGAGUCCUGCUAUCAGCCCCAAGAUGCCAUCAAGUGCUAUAUUAAUGCCACACGCAGCAAAAGCUGCAGCAACAUCGCAGCAAUCACUACCCGCAUCAAAUACCUGCAGGCUCAGUUGUGUAACCUUCAUCACACUAGUCUACCGAGUAAAAGUAAAAUGCUUCCUAAUAUUGAGGAAGCAUGGAGCCUCCCAAUCCCCGCAGAGCUUACCUCAAGACAGGGCGUCCAGAUCACAGCUCAGCAGGUAAGUAAACCCCACCCCAGUGCAGGAGGGCUUCUAAUGGAGGCACAUGGCUCUGGGCAGUCCCUGCCCCCCCACGUCAGCCCUCUUCGCCAAGAUGAUGGACAGUCAAACCCUGCUAAGAGGAAGAGGACUUCCAGUCCUGCUCAGUGUUUUGCAGAGUGGGGCAAUAACCUAGCCGAGCAGCAAACUCCAAACUGGCAACUAUCACCACAAAAACUACAACUGUUGGAGCAGAUGCGGGCCAACAGGGCAAGUCUGAAGCCGGUGCAGUUGCAGAUGUUGGAACAGCUGGAAGCUCAGCUCUCAGCAAUGCAGUUGGACCAGCAACAGAUGGGACAGAAUGCAGCUGGGAAUAUGCAGGCCCCCCUCUCCAAUGGCCCCACAUCUGCUCCUUCACUGGCCCAUUCCCGCAGACCUGUGCUUCGCCCCCUCUGUGCUUCUCAGCUGCUGGUCAACGGGCCACUCGCUCCUAGCCCCCAACCCCCCUCAGUUGUCAAUAAUCACACACAACGACCGGGAACCAAUGGAGACGUGCCUUACCUGCACUCUAAUGUACUACCUCACAACUGCACAAGCCUGGGUGAUGGGUGUAAGAGCCAGCAUCUUAGUACCACUCAGGGGCUUCAAAAAGGCCCAGGUUCACAUUGGACAGGUCUCAAUGGGGAAAGGACACACUCUUCCAGCAGCUGGGCUGAUGGUGGCCCUCACAAUCAGGUCGGACAUUCCACUUCGACCCCUAGCAACUCUUCUGAGUCAGCCGGCAGUCACCUGUCCUCCCCACCCCACUCCUUGGCUUCUUUAUCAACUACUUCCGUGCACACAGCUACCUCAGGCAUUCCCCUGACCAAAGAGAGCGAGCAUGCGCAGGGCAGCUGUGCCACUGUGGCCAACCACUGCAGCCCCAAGUACACAACUGGCUCACCAGAUACCUACUCCUCAGGCAAUCCACAAGUCUGUGCUCCAGUGAUGGGCAAGGAGAGCCUAACAGCAAGCUCUAGGCUUAACCAUGUGCACCUGGGUGCCAAAUCAGCUGACUCUUCACCCUACUCUGCAUUGUCUGCCACUUCGUCCUCACCCCACACCAAUGAGCCCACAGGUAACUUUACCAAGCCUGACUCAGUACAUGGCAGUGCACAAGGGGCAUGUUCUGAGGACUCCCAAAGCCCACUAAAGGCUGAGCCACCUGAGGCAUGUCUCAAAGCCGGCCCUCUCCUCAGAAGCGUGCAUUCAUCCUCCACUGUAUCCAUCUAUCCAACUUCUUCAGACAUCCUCAAAGCAUGCAGAAAUCUUGGAAAGAAUGGUCUUUCAAGCAGCAGCAUCCUGCUGGAUAAGUGCCCUCCACCCCGCCUUCCUCUUCCUCCAUCACCCCCUCUGCCAAAGGACAAGCUUAACCCCCCCACACCCAGCAUUUAUUUGGAGAAUAAGAGAGAUGCAUUCUUCCCUCCACUGCACCAGUUCUGCAUCAACCCAUCCAACCCAGUCACUGUCAUCCGUGGCUUGGCAGGAGCUCUCAAACUGGACUUAGGUCUGUUUUCCACUAAGACACUAGUGGAGGCUAACCCAGAGCACCUGGUGGAGGUACGGACACAGCUGUGCCAGCCAGCUGAUGAAAACUGGGAUCCCAGCGGCACCAGAAAACAGUGGCGAUGUGAGAGCAACCGAUCCCUUACCACCAUUGCCAAGUAUGCUCAGUAUCAGGCUACAUCCUUCCAGGAGUCACUACGGGAGGAGAAUGAAAAAAAGGGCCAAAAGGAACUCUCAGAGUCUGAAAUGUCAACAUCAGAAAAUGUUAAAAGAAGGCGGAAAGGUCCAUUCAAGCAAAUUAAGUUUGGGACAAAUAUUGAUGUUUCGGAUGAGAAAAAGUGGAAGCUUCAGCUACAGGAGCUGAGUAAGCUGCCUGCAUUUGCUCGGGUGGUGUCUGCAGGGAACUUGCUCAGCCAUGUGGGCUACACCAUCCUAGGCAUGAACACUGUUCAACUCUUCAUGAAGGUCCCUGGUAGUAGAACACCUGGUCAUCAAGAAAAUAACAAUUUCUGCUCUGUCAACAUCAACAUUGGGCCAGGCGACUGUGAGUGGUUUGCAGUUCCUGAGCCAUACUGGGGGGUAAUGAGUGAGUUCUGUGAAAAGAACAAUGUCAACUUCCUGAUGGGUUCAUGGUGGCCAAACCUGGAAGAUAUGUAUGAGGCCAAUGUUCCGGUGUACCGAUUUAUCCAGCGACCCGGAGACCUGGUUUGGAUCAACACAGGCACAGUACACUGGGUCCAGGCCAUCGGCUGGUGCAAUAACAUCUCCUGGAAUGUGGGCCCUCUUACUGCACAUCAGUACAAAUUAGCUGUGGAACGAUACGAGUGGAACAAACUCCAGACUGUCAAGUCAGCAGUUCCAAUGGUGCAUCUCUCCUGGAACAUGGCAAGGAACAUCAAAGUAUCUGACCAUAAGCUCUUUGAGAUGAUCAAGUUCUGUUUGCUGCGGACACUCAAACAGUGUCAGAAGGUAAAGGAGGUGCUGAUAGCAGCAGGGAAGGAGACCAUAUGGCACAGAAGAAGCAGGGAUGAACCUGCACGCUACUGCACCAUCUGUGAGGCUCAGGCUCUACAAAUUGGCCCACCUCCAAGUGACAUGCCUCUGAACUCCAAACUAUAGAAAUUCGAGAGGACAGUAAAGAACGUCAAACUGGAUGUGCAUCAGAGACGAAUGAGAGUAAAGUCAGCACUUAACCUUCCAACACACACGCACACGACAGGUGGCCUUGUAGACUAAUUUAGCUUUGUGUUCAAAGUAUGAAUGAAAAUCUAGAACGAAUGAGUUAUUGACAAUCUUUAAGAUCAUAUAAGAAACAAAUCAUAUCUUGACACCAACAACAAGGUGUCACAUUUCACUACACACAGGUUGACCUACAUGACUAACCAAUAUAGUUCAUUCAGAAAAUCAAACUUUACCCUUCACCCAUAUGGCUUGCCUCAUUUACUCCCUUCCUCUGUCCUUCUUUAUCUCUCUCGUGCUCUCAUUCACACAGCUGCUGGUGCUGUGGGUUGGCAGAUACUCACCAUUUCAUGAGGAACAAGGACAGCAUGCAAUGGUAUCAGAUCUUCUGAGACACAGAGAUGCAUAAAUCAGAUAAUGAAAUUUGUUAUUUGUACUAAUAAUGAAAAGCAUAUUAGCUGAAACAAAGGUUCCAUUUCAAUGAAAUCUUUUAAUAUUAACAAAAGUGUCAAUUAUAUAGUUAUACUCGUUAUAGUUGCUACUAGUUUCAAUUGUUAAAAAACUUCUCAUUUGAUAGAAUGGAAGCACUCACUCACAAAUAGAUACAAAUGACAUAAUUAAUUAUCCAGCAUUACCUUGUUGUAGAAGUGCCUCAAUAAAGUACCUUUUUAUACACCUCAGUACAUGAACAUAAUAAUAUGACAGAGGCAGAAUUUGUAAUGUAAUAAUGUUACCCCCAAGAUAUAAAAUGGAAGUCCAAGUUCAGACCUAAAAAGGCCAUCAGUUUUAAAACCUAUAAGAAUAGAAACUAGUAGCCCUGCCUAUUAUCCAUGAAGGAAAGUAGAGAUUAAAUAGCAUCAGUGAUGAGCAUGUGUAGAGGAUGUUGGCCUCCUUUUGUUUUUACCCAGUCUUCCUCUCCUCUUUUCACUUUCUCCUUAUACAAAAACUGUCCCCCACCAACACACUACCCACAAACCUGUUCCUCACUUGGCUGUGGCACAACAACUGUGAUGUCAUGCAAUACAUGCUCAUAACCCCUCCUCAGUCAAUCCCCCAGUUAAAUUCUCUACUUACUCC
Molecule: messenger RNA, 5448 nt
Organism: Ictalurus punctatus (channel catfish)
Lineage: Eukaryota; Metazoa; Chordata; Actinopteri; Siluriformes; Ictaluridae
Gene: kdm6al
Product: lysine (K)-specific demethylase 6A, like
Exons: 28
Coding region: 331-4311 (1326 amino acids)
Biological process (GO): heart development; regulation of gene expression
Cellular component (GO): MLL3/4 complex
Molecular function (GO): protein binding; histone H3K27me2/H3K27me3 demethylase activity; chromatin DNA binding
Source: RefSeq, a predicted model, not a curated record